This is a messenger RNA of Ylistrum balloti, 4412 nucleotides long. RefSeq names its product spartin-like. Gene Ontology annotation, biological process: cell division; negative regulation of BMP signaling pathway. The coding region runs from base 90 to 1841 and encodes 583 amino acids. The record is from RefSeq and is a predicted model, not a curated record. Gene Ontology annotation, cellular component: plasma membrane. NCBI's taxonomy places the organism in Eukaryota, Metazoa, Mollusca, Bivalvia, Pectinida, Pectinidae. The transcript is spliced from 7 exons.
UACUUCGGCAUCAUAAGGAAACAUAUAUUUGUUUACUGCGUGGUGUGUUACUUCAUAGAUUAUCUUCACGAAGUGUAAAGAAGAAAAUUAUGGCUGAAUGCCAGUUGCCAGCCCGACCCCAGAACAGAGAACGACCUACCCGUCCACCUCCACCUAGUUGCAUGCUUAAUCAAGCAAAUUUCAAAACCUUGCAGAAAUGUCAUGACAAAGCAUAUCAGGAGAUAGAGAAGGGUUUGUCUUUAGAUGAACAAGGGCAUAUUGAUGCUGCUAUCAAGUCAUAUGAGAAUGGAUUGAAAAACCUGUCACAAGCUCUGGAAAUGGAUGCUGAGAAAAUUUGUGAAAAGGAUGAGGAUAAAGACACAGCAAAACAACUGCAACAGAAAAUGACAAAGACAAGGUUACAAAUUACAUACAGGUUACAAACACUUCAGACUCAAAUCAUUUCAGAUGUAAACAACCACACAAAUGGUCAUACAUCAAUGGAGACUGAAUGCCCACCUUCAUAUGACCAAGCCAUGUCUAUGCCUGGAUCCCACAUCAGUGAUGAGACUUUCAUGUCUAUAGGCGACAGUAUAAUGAGUGACACACAAAGUGGAUUGGACCCUUUGGAAUCAAAUGCAACUGAAAUACUGUCUAUUUCUGAUGAUGUCCAGAUAUACUAUAUUUCUGCAGAAGGAUUUGUAAGUGCUCCUUCUUAUCCCUCUGCACUAAGAAUUGCUAAAUUUAAUGAGAACUCUUCAAAUGAGGCAAGUAACUUACAGCAACCACCGGCCUUCCUCCAGGUCCACGACUGGUUCUAUCCCUUGGUGCCUGGGACAUCGCCUGCUCUUCGGGCAACAAAUGGGGCAUAUAUCUUUCCUGAUCUCAACUCAGAGCAACAAGGUGGAGCUGUGGGACUUAUGUUGCCUGAGAAUAUUUCUUUUGAGGAAAGACAAAACUUUGAAAGAACACUUGGGGCAUUUACCUUACUGCAGGAACAACAGCCCUCACCCGCUACUCCAUCAGCCCCGCCCCUCACUGCAGCAGGGGACAGUCAAACAGGAUGGUCACCAGAGACCACUGCAAGAGAGAAAGAACAAACCAAGAGACCACAGGACAAGGUGGUAGGGACCCUCACUGACCAGGAGGAGACCAAUGAAAAAGAGACUUCUGGACCAGAAGGGGAAAGAACUACAACUGAGAAAAUUUCCAAAGGAAUUAGUGUUGCUGCUGACUGGAUUUCUUGGGGAGUAGGAAAAGGUGCUGAAAAGACUAGUAAUUUGAUCAGAUAUGGAUCUGAAAAAGUGAGGGAAAGGCUGAAGCCAGAGGAAAAAGAAAAGGAGAUAGAUCCUCGUAUACAGAAAGGAGCACGCUACGCCAGGUCAGGGGCCAAUGUUGCGAUCAAAGUUAGCUCAUUUAUAGUAACCAAGUUAGGGGAAGCCACUGUUGCUGUUGCUAAAGAAGUCGCACCACACAUCAGGAAACAGGGUCAGAAAGUCUUACCUAAAUCUGUCACAGAAAAGUCUCCAGACGGAAAGUCAAAGGUUGAUGAUGUCAUAGAAGUUGCCGCCACAGGAUUCAAAGGUUUUGGAACUGUGUAUGUAUCCCUAGAAUCAGCUGCAAAGGUCUUAGCGAAAAAUAUAGCUCAGGAAACUGUCCGUACUGUUGACCACAAAUAUGGCCCAAAUGCUGGCGAGCUGACAGAGAACACACUGUACACGGUGGGAAAUGUUGCCAUGACAGCAUACAAUGUAGACCAGCUUGGUAUUAAGGCCUUGGCAAAGCGUGCUGCCAAAGCCACAGGGAAAGAGGUAGUGAAGGACUUCUGUGCUACGCGUUCUAACAAAAGCCAGCCCCAGUGAAAUACCAUCCAUCAUAUAUCUGAUCUUUGAUGGAGUCCAUAAUUUUAUACUGAUACUCUGGCUCAUCAGGAAUUCUGACUGAAGAAUUCAGAUGUUUGAUAGAUCAAUGUCCAUUCGUUUUUUGAAACAACAAAAAGGUCAUGUAGGAAUCAUAAGCCACCCUAUGUUAAAAUAUAUCAGAAGUAUAGUAAAUGAGAUUUUCCCCACAGCGUCCUGUCAACCAUGUGUCUGAACAUUGUAUUUCACAUAUCCUAAUAUCUAUGACUUGUACAAAACUGAAUGUUAGUGUUAAGUUUACCAAGUUGAUAAUUUCAUAACAUUCUUUUUCAAGUGAGUAGCCCCGGUACAUGUAUUUAUAAAAACACAAAUACAGUGUAUCAGUAUCGUACGUGUAUUGUAAGCCAUAAUUUAAAAGAUACAUGUAGUUCAAAUUACCCUUGUAAAAACAGGUAUAACUAGGUAUAGGUUACAUAAAAUAGGGUAUCCUUAAUAACAGUACUCCGAGGUACAUCAAAUCCUUAAUACAGAGAUGUCACUUCCUAGUAGAUCACAUUUAACUAGAUAUUUAUAUGUUGAAAUACUGCAUCACUGGCUUUAAAUGCUUUAGACAUUAGGCAUUAUCAGAUGAAAAUAUCACAAAAUAGCUUCUAUCUGUUAUUACUGAAUAAAGAUGCUAUAUGUAAUUAUUAGUGCUGGGUUUUACCAGAGUUAAAUACUCUACCAUGAUUAGAUAUAUUCAAAUGAUUGAUAAAUCAAACAUAUUACUGCAGAGAAGAUUGAUGUCUGGUAUUAUUAAUUAUAAAUACCCUAAACAUGAUACAAGAGUUAUUUAGAGAUUUUUUUCUACUGGUCAGGGUUUGAUAAAAUGACAAUUAGAUAAAUGAUUUUUAUAUUAUGUUGUGGAUCUGUUGUCAUGACGAAGGGUGAUGCUGUUCAUGGAUCAAAGUUGUGUAAUUAAACGUGUUAAGUUGCUAUUACUGAGUAUAUCAUUAAUAUAUUAUUUAAAUCCAGACCUGUUGGAAAACAUUGAUGUUAUAAAUAUUGUUUCUUUAAGUAUGUUCAAUCAAACUAUUUCCAUUCUUUUGAAUGCUUUUUAAUUCAAAAUUAAAACUUUCCAGUGCCGUGUCUUUUUAUUUAUAAUUCUGAUUGAGGUAUUACAUUUAAUGAUGUUCUAUAACUUUUUAACACUGUAUAUAAUGCACAGUAUGUAUAAAUUUAUUUAAAAAAGAUGUAUUAUAUUGUAAAGCUGCUAUAUGAAAGCAGGGCCAGCCAGCCAGCCCAUUGGUUCUGUAUAGUCUAUUAAAACAUACAUUUUCUCAACAUUUCACUUCCAAGCUAAAGAUACUGAUGUCCAUGUAUGUAAGGAAACAAUUGUGUUGAUCAACCGUAUGAGCAGUGCUGUUUAGAACAAGUUACUUUGAUAAAUAUAAUCAGAAUCACCAAGUCUUGCAUUUCUACAUAGAACCAUUACACAUAUAGAGUGUAUGUUGUCUGUUUCUCAUAUAUAAUCCAACAUGAUGGUGAUGAAAAAAAAUCAAAAUUGAGCUUCAAAGACAGUUUUGUCUUAUUAAAUGAUAUUUCUUGAGGAUGUUCAUGCAUCCUUGUUAAACAGAAUAACCACUUCAUAAUAUCUUUCUCCCGUCGAUGUCAUUGUAUAUAGUAUCAUGUUAUAAUAAUUUGACCAGGAACCAUAUAUAUGUGACAGUGACAGUUACAGAUGUGGUUACCUCCCCUUACGUAUAUAUAUUAUAUAAAGGGGCAGACUGCCUCAAAAAUUUGACAGUUUGCUUGUGUGUACUGUUGUUAUUACUUCAUUGAUCAUAUAUAUAUAUAUAAAUGAUCAAUGCAUAUAUAUAUGUGUGUAUUUUUUUUUAAUAGUAUUUGUAGUGAAAAAUCAUUUUAAUACCUGUGAAUAUCAUUAGUAAACAACAAUGCACAUUUGAAUGAAAUGGUCAGUGACACAAUAUGUGGGUAUCAAAUUUAUUUGAAUUGUUGAAUCUGGCUGUACAUGUAUAUAACACCUGUAGUAGUUCUAGUCAUGUGACCUCUUUUCGCUACAGUAAUAUGUGAAUAGAAUUUUCUUGUAAGCACAAAAUGUGAUUGAUUGAAGUACAGUAUAACCUGCCUUAGUGACUACAGCAUCUGUUUAUGAAACCACCUGCUUAUAAAGACCACUUUCUUGAUGUCCAAGAAAGGCCAUAUCAAUACAGUGGAACCUCAGUGGUCUUUAAAGACAGGUGUGACUAUUUUGAUGGAAACAUUGAUAAGUUAAUAAGAGAUAUAUGGAUGCUUAUAUUUUUGUGGGGAUGGACAUUGAUAUCUCACCAACUUCAGAUACGCUGUACACUGUUUAUAGAACAGCUUGUAAUUGUCAAUUCCACUUGUUCACUUCAUACUUAUACUUUCAGUUGGUCUCGAGUUGGAGACAUGCAAAGUUGGUUUACUGGUGAGGCCCAGUAUGUUUUCCUCCAUCCUUUUAAGCGCUUUGUUACUUGUGAGAGAUAACCGUUGUACUGUUGUUUAGAUAAAAGCAUGUGCUACUGUGAUAAAUAAAAUGAUUGUUUUCUUUAA